Molecule: messenger RNA, 1230 nt
Organism: Fraxinus pennsylvanica
Lineage: Eukaryota; Viridiplantae; Streptophyta; Magnoliopsida; Lamiales; Oleaceae
Source: the annotation of a GenBank genome assembly
AUGAGCGGCGGAGUUGUCGGAGGGAGAAUUUAUUGGGUCAGAAGUCAGGAUAGUAUUAGUACUGAAGAGUUGAAAAUCAAAGGAAUAGUUGUGAUUUUCGCGUGGGUCUCCUCAAUUACCGAAAGUCAAUUGAAGGAUUCUGUGAAUUUCUACACUUCUCUUGGAUGGAACUCUCUGGUUUGCCUAUCCGAUUUUCUCAAUCCAUUCAUCCCAGAGAGGGCUACAUCACUAGCAUUUUCUGUGCUUAAUGAGCUUGUUAAGGAGCUAAGGAGUAGCAUGUGUCCUAUAGUCCUUGCACCAUCCUCUGGUGGUUCAAAGGCUUGUAUGUAUAAAUUUUUUCAGAUUAUUAAAGGAUGUUGUGAAGCGGAGCUCAAUCUGGAGGAUAGUAGAUUGGUUAUGCACUGCAUCUCAGGCCAGAUAUAUGAAUCUGAUCCUGUCGACUUUAGUAGUGAUUUGGGUGCCCGAUUGGCUUCAAACCACAUUGUCCUUAAGAUGCCUGGUUUUUCAAAGCUAGUAUCAUUUUUUGCGAAAGGUGUCACUUCGAGCUUGGAUGCUUUAUUUCUCACAAGGUUUGGAUCCCAACAUGCAGAGUACUGGCAAACUCUUUGUUCCUCAGUUGAUUUGGGGGUCCCGUUUCUGAUUUUAUGUUCAGAAAAUGACGAUGUGGUUACAUAUCCAGUUGUAUGCAAAUUUGCUAGGCAAUUAAGAGAUAUGGGGGGCAAUGUCAACGUGGUGAAGUGGAAAACAGGUCAUUACAAGCAUCAGUCGAUCCAGUACACGACUUCUAUAGCUGAGUUGCUUGAGCAGGCAGUUUCUAGUUUUUCCCGCAAAAUUCAGAAACUUGGAGAAAGAACUCCCAUGGAUGAUAUGCAUGAUGAAGUAUCCGACUUAAUUUGUGAUCUCCAGAAUGCAGCAGUCGACUCAAAUCAAAGCCUUAGAAGAGUUGCAGUUGGGCCGAAUGACCACUUCUUCCUGCCGAGUUCAGCUGGCUAUGGAAACAGUAGAGACUUUGGGUCUGUACCUGAGGAGCAGAAAGAGAGAUCGCCAAAUCGGUCAAACCCUUGUAUGAGUGCACAUAGUGUCCUUGGCCAAGUAUUAUUUGACGCAUGUGUCCCAAAGAACGUGGAAGGUUGGGAUAUUAAAUUCGCAGGUUCCAGGAAUGCAAAGCCACUUGCUUCUGUUCGCAGACGGUUACCAUUUGAUGCCGCUAAACAUAGAUCAAGAUUAUGA